This is a messenger RNA of Piliocolobus tephrosceles (Ugandan red Colobus), 2280 nucleotides long. RefSeq names its product DEAD-box helicase 51 (gene DDX51). The coding region runs from base 63 to 2021 and encodes 652 amino acids. The record is from RefSeq and is a predicted model, not a curated record. The transcript has 15 exons. Gene Ontology annotation, molecular function: nucleic acid binding; ATP binding. Lineage: Eukaryota; Metazoa; Chordata; Mammalia; Primates; Cercopithecidae.
UCAGACGUGCCGCCGACGUCAUCGCCGCGCGCCGAGCCCGAGUCCCAGGCGUGCCGCUGGCCAUGUCGCUAUUCUACGUCGCGCGGUACCAGGGCCCCGAGGCGGCAACUGCGGGGGGACCGGAGGGCGCGGAGGCCGGAGCCCACGGCCGGGCCCGCGCGCUGCUCGAGCGGCUGCAGAGCCGGGCCCGCGAACGGCAGCAGCAGCGGGAGCCCGCGCCGCCCGAGGCGGCUGCACCCACCGAGCCGGCGACCAGGAGGCGACGACGGCCCCGGCGUCGGCGGCGGGUGAACGGCGCAGAGUCGGGCAGCCCGGAGGCGCGGCAGGGAAAGCGACGGAAGGCGGACGGCGAGGACGCGGGCGCAGAAAGCAGCGAGGAUGCGCCGGGGGAGCCCAGCUCAGGGAGCAGCGAGGAGGCGCCGGGGGAGCGCAGCGCCAGCGCCGAGGCGGCCCCGGACGGACGGGCCCUGGAGGAGGCGGCCGGACCCCUGGUCCCCGGCCUGGUGCUGGGGGGGUUCGGGAGGAGGAAGGCGCAGAAGGUCCAGCCUUUCCUGCCAAGGUGGCUGGCUGAGCCCAGCUGUGUCAGAAAGAACGUCAACGAAGACCUGGUUCCUAUCGAGGACAUCCCUGAGGUCCACCCUGACCUGCAGAAGCAGCUGCGGGCACAUGGCAUCUCGUCCUACUUUCCAGUCCAGGCAGCUGUGAUUCCCGCCCUCCUGGAGAGCGCGGCCUGUGGGUUUCUGGUGGGCAGAGGCGGCUACCGGCCUAGCGACCUCUGUGUUUCUGCUCCGACAGGCAGUGGGAAGACACUGGCCUUCGUCAUCCCUGUGGUGCAGGCCCUGCUGUCAAGAGUGGUCUGCCAUAUCCGUGCCCUGGUCGUGCUGCCCACCAAGGAGCUGGCCCAGCAGGUGAGCAAAGUUUUCAACAUCUACACAGAUGCCACACCUCUGAGAGUCUGCCUGAUUACGGGACAGAAGUCUCUGGCCAAGGAGCAGGAGAGCCUCGUCCAGAAAACCGCUGAUGGGUACCGCUGCUUGGCUGACAUCGUGGUAGCCACCCCCGGCCGCCUGGUGGACCACAUCGACCAGACCCCAGGAUUCAACCUCCAGCAGCUCCGCUUCCUGGUCAUCGACGAGGCUGACCGGAUGAUUGACAGCAUGCAUCAGUCCUGGCUGCCACGGGUGGUGGCGGCUGCCUUCCACAGUGAGGACCCCGCGGACCCCUGUGCCUUGCUCCAGCGAAGACAGGCCCAGGCUGUGACAGCCGCCAGUACCUGCUGUCCCCAGAUGCCCCUGCAGAAGCUGCUCUUCUCGGCUACUCUGACCCAGAACCCCGAAAAGCUGCAGCAGCUGGGCCUCCAUCAGCCCCGGCUUUUCUCCACAGGGCUGGCACACAGGGGCCUGGAAGAUACAGAUGGGGACGGGGACUCGGGGAAGUACGCCUUCCCUGCUGGGCUCAGGCACCACUACGUGCCCUGCAGCCUCAGCUCUAAGCCGCUGGUUGUCCUGCACCUGGUCCUGGAGAUGGGCUUCUCGAGGGUUCUCUGCUUCACUAACUCCCGAGAGAACUCCCACAGGCUCUUCUUGCUGGUGCGGGCUUUUGGGGGUGUGGACGUGGCUGAGUUCUCCUCGCGCUAUGGGCCUGGCCAGAGGAGGAGGAUCCUGAAGCAGUUUGAACAGGGGAAGAUCCAGCUGCUCAUCAGCACGGAUGCCACCGCCCGAGGCAUCGAUGUGCAGGGUGUGGAGCUGGUGGUGAACUAUGACGCCCCCCAGUACCUGAGAACCUACGUGCACCGGGUUGGGAGGACGGCCCGUGCUGGGAAAACUGGACAGGCCUUCACGCUGCUCCUGAAAGUGCAGGAGAGGAGAUUCCUCCAGAUGCUGACUGAAGCUGGGGCGCCUGAGUUGCAGCGGCACGAGCUCUCCAGCAAGCUGCUGCAGCCCCUGGUUCCUCGGUACGAGGAGGCCCUGUCCCAGCUGGAGGAGUCCAUCAAGGAAGAGCGCAAGCAGAAGGCGGCCUAGGCCGGGGCUCGGAGGGCCGGAGGGACUGCACGCUCACCACCCUGACCCUCCUUCCAGAGCUGAUCACUGAUGCUGUGUAAGGAAAGGAGUCCCCCAGUGGACACAGCCUUCCUCUCCGAGCACGUGGUCUUUGCACCAGGCGGCCUGGGCGUCAAAGCUCAAGCACAUGCCCCAACUGGAGACUUUAGGGCCUGUCACUUUCAUGGCGUGAAGGUCAGGACGGCCGCUGGCAAUGAAGCUUCAGUAAAGCUAUGAAGAG